Penicillium brasilianum is the source of this 1715-nucleotide messenger RNA. Lineage: Eukaryota; Fungi; Ascomycota; Eurotiomycetes; Eurotiales; Aspergillaceae. The record is from the annotation of a GenBank genome assembly.
GUUAAACUCACACAAUCCACAAGCAACAUCUAGUCACAAUGGCAACGGUACGAAUUCUGGACGGUGGUCUUGGGACCUCUCUCCAAGAUCAAUACGGAGUGAGCUUUGACAGCACUAAUACUCCUCUCUGGUCAACUCACUUGCUCGUCUCCGAUCCCGCAACGCUGCAUGCUUGCCAGAAAGACUUUGGCACGGCGGGGGUAGAUGUGCUUCUCACAGCUACAUACCAAGUUUCCCCUGAGGGAUUUGCUCGCACGAAGACUGCGGAAUACCCCAAUGGCAUUCCCAAAAAUGCCAUCGGACCGUUUCUGCAGACUGCGGUGGACGUCGCAGAGCGAGCCAAGGUCCGCGAUAGAACCCAGAUCGCGCUGAGCCUGGGACCGUGUGGUGCGUGCAUGAUUCCAGGACAGGAGUACAGCGGUGCGUAUGAUGCCGAGCAUGACAGUGAAGAGGCUCUGUAUCAUUGGCAUCUGGAUCGAUUGCGACUUUUCUUGGAGGCCGAGGGGGAUUUGCUGUCGCGUAUGCAAUAUGUUGCAUUCGAGACUUUGCCCCGCCUCGAUGAGAUUCGUGCAGUGAGGAGAGCUAUCCAUGAUGCAGGGAUCACGGUUCCUUUUUGGAUUGCUUGCGUCUUCCCUCGCGAGGACGAUCUUUUGCCGGAUGGAAGCUCGAUUGAACAGGUUGUCCGUGCUGCUGUUUCCCCUAUUGACGGUGCACGCGUGCCGUGGGGAAUCGGAAUCAACUGCACUAAACUUCAUAAGCUCUCGGGAUUGAUUGAGAGUUUUGGAGAGGGUGUUUCUGCGGCAGUUUCUGCUGGCGAUAUCCCCACUGCGCCGAGCUUUGUUUUGUAUCCUGAUGGAACGAACGGAGAGGUCUACAACACAACGACACAAGUUUGGGAGAAGCCCGCUGGCUACAAUGCAAAUGGGGAUAGAGACACGCGCUCUUGGGAAGUCCAGCUAGCUCAAGUCGUGAAGGAUGCAAGCACAAAGGGCCCCUUCAAAGAAUUCCUUGUGGGUGGCUGCUGUAAAGCUUCUCACCAGGACAUUAAGAAGCUUCACGAGCAGUUUUCAAACUGAGUGGCCUGUACAAUCUGAUGAAGCGGAUUCCAGGGUAUGGAAGCAAUGAAAUUAAAAUGUGUACAUUCGAAAAAUCGCGUUCUAGAAGAUAUGCAAAAUGCACGAUACUAUAUUAUAUACAUAAUCCAGGUGAUUUACACAAGCCAGUCGACGAACCGCCCCCAGGCGGUGUUACGCGGGUUCCGGUGAGGCAUGAUCUCUCCAUCUUGGAGACGGCCUGACCAAAGAUCGAUGGUGGCAGCGCGUUGAUACUAUAGAAGACAGAGUCAGCCAAGGUUUCGAAAAUGGGAAUCUUUAUGCAAAAACGAACCUUGGUGCGGUGCCACAGCUUCCAGGCAAUGAUUGGCACAAUGAAGAUAGGAAUGCCAACGUACGACGCAACAAAGUCAGACGUGUUCCAAUUACCCUUUAAGAAGACAGGGAAGCCAGCAACCAGGGUGAUGAUGGUAGAACCAAUGAAGCCAACCCAGGCGGCAUAUGGCUGAAGGGGUCCCUUCCAAGGGAGCGAGUCACGAGAAACACCCUGUGCCUUCAUAGCAGCAUGGAAGCGAAUGUAGCAGAACGAGAGAGUAGCCCAGGCGAUCAAACCGGCAACGGUGCUAAGGUUGAGGAGCCAGGUAAAGGCCUGCGCGGGGCCAC